AUGCAUAAACUUUAUGUCAAAAAAAUGCCGCGAAUCGUCAAUCAAUAAAAACAGCAUGUUGUGUCAAUAAAAAUUGCAAAUCCCGGUGCGGGAUAAAAAAGAAAAUAUAACUUCUAUGGAAAUUGAAAUUACAGAAGCCACGUACGAACUGCAGGAAAAAUCAUCCGUUCAGUGUAUUAAAUUGCACAGUCAUACAAAAUGAUGUUUAUAUCGAUAAAAUUUAUAAUACUUCUGAUCGCUGCAGUUGUAAUAUACUUCUACACGUCGCUACACUUAUUCAAGGCAGUGUACAAAGCGUCAGACGUUAUUAUUGAUGAACUAUUUCACAUACCGCAAGGAAUCGCUUUCUGUGAGCGUAAUUUCACGAGAUGGGACCCCAAAAUAACUACUUUACCAGGUCUUUAUGUAGCUUCAACCAUUAUAUCUUUUUUUAACCUAGAUUGUAACACAUAUAACCUACGUUUCGUAAAUUUACUCGCGUCAUGCAUGAAUUUAGUAAUCUUCUCUUUUCUGUUGAAGUUUAUAUACGGACACACGGGGAGUCAAAUUAAGAUUGUUCUACAAGCUGUUAGUUUGGCUAUUCUUCCUCCAUUAUACUUUUUCUCCUUUGUGUACUAUACUGAAACUCUGUCUCUGCUUAUGUUGUUAAUUUUUUCUAUAUCGUCAAUUGUUUUAAAGAGUUACUGGCUUGUGUUUUUAAAUGGAGGGUUGUGUGUGUUAGUUCGGCAGACAAAUGUCGUUUGGAUAGCCAUGAUGUUUGGGCAUAGAGUCAUCGACUUGUUUAUACGUAGCUCAAGGGUCUAUGGAAACCAGUAUUUGAACAAGACAGCGAUUCGUCGAAGUAUUAUCGCUAAUAACAUAGAUUCGUCUAAAUUAAAGCGAUACUACAACCUAAGUGAUGUAUUUAUAGCUGUAAAAUAUCAUAUAAGUACAUGUUUUGUUAAUGUGUUCAAGUUUUUAUCGUUAUCUGAAUUCGUUAUAAUGUUUCAACAUGCGUUAGUGUUGCUAGGUUUUGUAGUUUUCGUUUAUAUUAACGGUUCGAUUGUAGUGGGUGAUAAAAGCGCACAUGAGGCAACACUGCACUUGCCACAGAUGCUGUAUUUCCUACUAUUUUAUGGUGUGUUUGGGUUGCCAUAUGUAUUGGCUAGGUUUUCGUCUACUUUGAAGUUAAUAUCACGUAAUAAACUUAAGGUUGUGUUAUUAGCUGUUUUGUUCACAGCUAUAGUUCAUUUUAAUACCUUAGUACAUCCAUAUCUCUUAGCCGAUAAUAGGCAUUAUACUUUCUACAUUUGGAAUCGCUGGUUUGGAAAAUAUGAAUACGCGAAAUAUGCAAUGAUACCAGCGUAUAUUUUCCUCCUCUUUAGUUUAUAUGAUAAUUUAAGAGAUCAGAAUUGCGUUGCGUUUUUACUGCCAUACACAAUAGCGUUGUUUUUAACUGUAGGGUUGCAAAAACUUCUUGAUGUGAGGUACUUUUUGGUUCCCUAUUUAAUCAGUAGGUUACGAUUCGCAAAGUCUUCGUAUAAGGUUGCCACUUUCGAGUUUUUGUGGUACUUGGCUAUCAAUGUUGGUAUGUUUUAUGUGUUUUUCAAUAAGGAAGUUAAGUGGGUAGAUUUUAAUGCGCCACAACGGAUAAUUUGGUAGAUUCCGGUAGUUUUAAGUAAGACAUUCCCAAAAAUUGUUAAACAUAUUAGAUAGUAAAACUUUUAAGGUAUUUUUUUUUUGUUUCGUCAUGCAAGUGUGGAUUGAAUUAAAAUGUAUUUUCUGUUUAUAAGGACAUUAAUUUUGUAUCUAU
Molecule: messenger RNA, 1792 nt
Organism: Colias croceus (clouded yellow)
Lineage: Eukaryota; Metazoa; Arthropoda; Insecta; Lepidoptera; Pieridae
Product: putative Dol-P-Glc:Glc(2)Man(9)GlcNAc(2)-PP-Dol alpha-1,2-glucosyltransferase
Exons: 2
Coding region: 199-1641 (480 amino acids)
Biological process (GO): dolichol-linked oligosaccharide biosynthetic process; protein N-linked glycosylation
Cellular component (GO): endoplasmic reticulum
Molecular function (GO): dolichyl pyrophosphate Glc2Man9GlcNAc2 alpha-1,2-glucosyltransferase activity
Source: RefSeq, a predicted model, not a curated record